AUGGAGCCGGUGGUCCGAGAGCUGCAGGAGCUCAACAUAGGCAGCUCCAACUUGCUGGGUCUGCCAGAGCCUUGCCCUUGGGACAGCGAUGAUGAUCUCCUGGGAAUCGGGGGCAUCAAACCCAAAUCAUCACCUACUCCAAGGCGUCGAAGCUCAUUGUCCUGCUCUGAUGAUGACUCCCAGCCUCCACCUUCCAGCUCCCGGAGAGUGUCUUUUGCGGAUACUUUUGGCUUCAGUUUGGUCUCUGUAAAGCAGUUUGAUGCCUGGUCAAAGUGUGAUCCUGUAGAUACGCUGGAGGUUGAUCUUAAGGAUGUGAAGGAGUGCUUUCUGAAACUUCUCUUUACUCUUCCACUGACACUGGAGGAGCUGCUCUAUAGGGUCCAAGAACAGAAGGUGGAUCUGGAGAGUCUAGAGCUUCUCCCCGGAACAACCACACUGAAAGGGAUUGUUCGUGUUAUGAACUUGUGUUUCGAUAAGCUGGUGUACAUCCGCACUUCCUUGGACUGUUGGAGCAGCCAUUUUGACCUGCUGGCAGAGUACGUGCCUCAGUCAAGCCAAGGGCUUACAGAUUGUUUUGCUUUCAAGCUAACGCUGGUGCCACCGUUUGGAGAGGAAGGAGCCAGAGUGGACUUUUGCAUUCGAUAUGAAACACCUUUUGGAACUUUCUGGGCUAACAACAGUGGACAGAAUUAUGUUCUGUUCUGUCAUGAAAAGGCAAAAGAACAAGACGAAAAUGAGAAAUUUAAAAAAAGCUGUCUGAAACCAACCAGACAUUCCUCAAUGACCAGCACUACCUCAAAUGCAGAGGAAAUUCAAGAAAUAAUCCUUAAUUGUGGAAUAGCUGCUGGUGCUGAACCUACAGGCGUCAAAGAAGAAAAAACACAGGAGGAACACAUGAAACUAAAGCAGGAAGAAAACAGCAUAAAGUGCAGUAGGAAAAGCAGACGAAAAGCUGCACGGAUGGCAAAACUACAGCAGUACUUUGCACAAAGAGAUGAAAAAGACCUCCAACAGACUGAGAAUGGCACUGAUGAAGUGGAUGUCCCUGUUCCAGCAAUAGAUGAGGCACCAUUAAACCUGUCAACACCACAAACAAAUGUCACCUCUUUGCUGGCUGAGCCUAGAAAAACUGAAGGACAGAAAUUCAUUGCAGUUUCUAUGGAUGUUGACAGGAACCAGGUUCCUGCUACACAAAGUCACACACAGGAAAGGGACAAUAUUUCAGUAAUACACCCUGAACUAAUCACUUCCAAAUCCCAGACUAGGCAACCCCCCUUGGACUCUGUAAACAGUCAUAACUCUGUGGUAGACUCACAGCUGUUGGAGAGCAGCCAAGAUAAAGAAACAGUUACCAGCCAGAGUGUUUCACUUAAGUACCAAACUUCAGAAAAAUCUAUUGGUAAAUCUGUUGAAAAGGCAUGGGUAUGCUUUGAAAAAUGUGCUAUGGAAAAGAUGGGGAGCACUCCAGACACUUAUGGCAAUGUAGGCAAAACAAAUCAUGUGGACAAUACAAUAUUAGAGAAUAGCCAAGGCACUCAGUUGUUUGGUCAUCACUACACAUUUGAGACAAUAGUGGCUCCACUUUAUCAUCAAGUUUUUGAAAAAAUGGAAAAUGACAGAAGAGGGCUUAGGAACAGGAUAUCCAAGGCUGACGAGUCAGCUGAGAAACAGGACGAUGGGAGUCUGAGAAUAGUCACGUACCCAAGUGUAGAGACAAGGUCAAAUCCAGAAAUAUCAGCAAAACAUGUGAACAAUGAUGAUUAUCAUGGGGCCUGCAACGAAACAUUUCCAGAAUAUUUACAUAACACAAAGAGUGCUACUGAAAAUGCUUUAUCUGUUCCGAAUGUGAAAACAAAACUUGUUGCAGAGAUUGCUUCACAGGGCAGUGCUUUACCAGAUAUUACAGACAAUCUGUUGUAUGCUAAUAUUUCAGAAUCAAAAACAGCACAACCAGUUAUACUUAUAGAGAAACAACAUUCAUCCUGGAAAGAACCCACAAUUGAUCAGACAGAACAAACACCAGAAAGGAUUAUUUUACAAAGUGGACAUUCGGACGAAACAGAAUAUUCACUAGACAACAAGCCUCCCUAUAGUGGAUAUUCAUUAAACAUCUUACAGCAAGAGCUGAUAUGUAUAGAUAGUGCCAUUUUACCCACAUGGUCUGAAGUAAACAUAACACAUGCCAAACCCUCACCAACUAUAAUUUCUGAAAAUCCACAAUCUGAGGACAGAUCAGACACCCAGAUAUCUUUUGAAACUCAAACUAGUGAUGACAUCAAUAAAAUGCAGGAAAAGGAAGCCCAAAGAUCAGAGCAAACCAUAAAUACUUACAUCAAAUGCCUGGAGGAAAGCUACACUCCCAUGCCUCACUCUACUUUGUUCCAUUCUGACAUUUCAUCAAAUGUCACACCUAAAAUUAUCCAAAGUGAAGCUUCAUCUCUCUUUCAGGAUCUGACACAAGCGACCAUCAAAUCCCAAAUUCCAGCCACCAUUUUAUUUACUCAAAGCCUAGAGGCAACUAGAGGCACAGUUCCUCAACUCCAAACUACAGACGACACAAAUCUGAUCCAGACAACAGCCAACAUGUGUCAACAUAGGGAUAGUUCUCAUCGUGUUGGAUCUGAGCCAGAAUCAAAUCCAAGUGAUAGAACUGAUGGUGUUGAUAGUUGGGAAGAAAUGGAAAAUGACACUAAAACUAUUCAGACAGAAAUAUUACAUAUGAGCCUAGAGGAGACAGCUAUAGAUAGGCUCUCACCAAACCUUAUAGAUGUCAUCCAAAUCAAUGAAAAUAAAGAUUCGGAUUCCGAUGAACUUUUGGUUAAAGAAAUGGCAAUGUCUAACAUUAGAGACGAUUCUAUAGAUGCCUCACAAGAAGAAGAGGUUAAAGAAAAUGACCAGGUAAAGAUUCCUGAUAAAAAUGAAGAACGCCAAUUAACAGGAAUGGCAGAAAAUCAAUCAGAGGAAGUAAAGGAAAUAUGGGAAGUAAAAAAGCAAGUAGAAAAGAAAGCAGAGGAACAACAUGAAGACAAACAAGUAGAUCAAAUAGAAAAAGAAGAACAAGAAAGUGAUGAAAAAGUCGAAUUAGGUAAUGGCAAAUUUAAAGAUGAGUCAUACUACAUAGAGGAUGAUGAAGAAGAUGUAAAGAAGGAUGGUGUGGGAAAAGAUGCAGAGCCAAGAAGAAAUGGAGUGGAAUGGGAGGAUGGAAAAGAUCUUGAAGUAGAGAUUGAGGCGCAGGAGAAGGUCAGUGGAGUAACAUCUAUGGCUACGCCACAAAGCAUCCUUAAUAUAGACUCUUUAAUUAGAGAGGGUCACUUACAUGUGGGGCAGGAGCAGCAAAACAUAGGCUUGGAACAGAUGUCUGAUGAACCAGUAAGUGAAAUGCACUCCAUUGGUGAAGAAGUAGAGAUUUUCUGUGGAACUGAUUCAUCACAGCAAGCUCUGGCACAAAACAAUGAUCGAGUUGAAAAAGUAGAAAACAAUUCAGAAUUCGUUGACCGAGACGAAGACGUGUGCCGCCAAAUUGACAAAGAGCAUGUGGCAGUAGAUGCUAUUGGUGAGGUUGACGCAGUACUGGAGAAGCAAGAGAGGGACUGCUUAAACGAGAACAUGGAUGACAGCGCUUCAACAGAAUCUGUAACAGAUGAUGAAAUGGAGCUGUAUCUCCUCAGUCUGAAGAACACACAACAGUCAGGACUUAAAGAUGGCAUAUCUAUGGGAAAGAGGCACUCCAUAAGCAGAACACUGACAAUACCAUCACCCAUGCCUUCAAUUUCAGAAUUUAUGGAUGAUGACCAGCCAAAUGCUUUGCUAGAUGACCUGACAAAUGAGGAAAUUAUAGAACCAGAGAGAACCACUUUACCUCCUUUGGACGAAGAGGAGGAAGUCACUGAGCCGAAUUUGUUAUGGUGGAGAGAGUUCUUCUCCUCUGAUAAUAUGCCAAAACUGAUUGUGUACACCCUUUUGUUUGUUGUUUUUUUAAUAACUGCAUACAUUUGUGAUUUCAUUGCAUGUUUUGGGCUCUACCUUCUUGCCUUGCAUUGGCUAUACUUUCAAGUGCAGGGAGAACCUUUAAAAGGCACUUGAUGCAACAAGACAAAAAAAAGACUAUUACUGGUUCGUAAAUUAUAUUUUUCCAGUUGUGGGCCAUUAUCUGUACGUCAUCUCUAUUGUUUGUUAGCGUACAUUGACUCUAAGGUCUCUUUCAGUACAACAAUUUAAAACAAAUUUGUAUAUCCAGCUUAUUUGCUAAUUGGGAAUGAUGUUUUUUGAUGGUGUUACAGCCAUCCUUGAGCAUAAUGUGUAUGUAAAACCUGUUUGUGUUAUCUUAUAACACUCAUUCUUAGUGACGAGUUAUUAAAUCUCCACACUUUCGCUGGG
Ictalurus punctatus (channel catfish) is the source of this 4377-nucleotide messenger RNA. RefSeq names its product protein phosphatase 1, regulatory subunit 3Ab (gene ppp1r3ab). Lineage: Eukaryota; Metazoa; Chordata; Actinopteri; Siluriformes; Ictaluridae. Gene Ontology annotation, molecular function: glycogen binding; protein phosphatase 1 binding. Bases 1 to 4083 code for a protein of 1360 amino acids. The record is from RefSeq and is a predicted model, not a curated record. Gene Ontology annotation, cellular component: protein phosphatase type 1 complex. The transcript has 4 exons. Gene Ontology annotation, biological process: regulation of glycogen biosynthetic process.